This is a messenger RNA of Daucus carota subsp. sativus, 1244 nucleotides long. Its product is annotated as chromatin structure-remodeling complex protein BSH. Gene Ontology annotation, biological process: chromatin remodeling. The record is from RefSeq and is a predicted model, not a curated record. Lineage: Eukaryota; Viridiplantae; Streptophyta; Magnoliopsida; Apiales; Apiaceae. The transcript has 11 exons. Gene Ontology annotation, cellular component: nuclear chromosome. The coding region runs from base 106 to 828 and encodes 240 amino acids.
GCGGAGGAAGUAAUUAUUCCUUUGCAGUUUGUGCAGUGAAAACCAAACAGAGCCUAAAAAGCUUAAUUUGCAGAGAGCAGAGCAGAGCAGGCUUGUAGUUGCAGCAUGAAAUCGCACUCAACAUGGGGUGUUUCAAAGAACCCAGUUAAGUUCAGAAUGCCAACUGCUGAAAAUUUGGUUCCGAUUCGUCUCGACAUUGAAAUUGAUGGCCAGAGAUUCAGAGACGCUUUUACUUGGAACCCUUCUGAUCCUGAUUCAGAAGUAGUGGUGUUCGCAAAAAGAACUGUAAGAGACUUGAAGCUUCCACCCGCAUUUGUAACUCAGAUUGCUCAAUCUAUACAAUCGCAGCUGGGUGAUUUUAGAUCAUAUGAAGGGCAAGAUAUGUACACUGGUGAAAAAAUUAUUCCGAUUAAGGUUGAUCUUCGAGUGAAUCAUACCCUAAUUAAGGACCAGUUCCUGUGGGAUUUGAACAACUUUGAGAGUGAUCCUGAAGAAUUUGCAAGAACCUUUUGCAAAGAUUUGGGUAUUGAUGACCCGGAAGUCGGACCUGCAAUAGCCUUUGCAAUCAGGGAACAGCUCUAUGAGAUUGCAAUUCAGAAUGUAUCGUCUGCAAGGGAAAGUAGAAUAAGCAAAAAGGGUCGUAGAGGGUUUGAGCAUUCUCUACCCAGCAAAGCUGGUGGCACUGGAUUGGAUUUGAUGAAGUUGUAUGGUUUUAGAUCGAGUGUUAUUCGGAAGAGAAAGGAGUGGGAUGUGUAUGAGCCCAUUGUUGACAAGCUAUCGAAGGAGGAAGUGGGUAUCCUGGAAGCAAAAGAAGAGAGGAAUGCUUAAUGGACUGACAGUUAAUUGGGAGAGAAAAUUCUAAUGUUUGGAUAGAUUAUUCAAGUAAUGAUGUGGAGAAGUGAAAGCAGGCGAUCCAUCAAUAAAGUGAAAAAUCUCACCAUGAUUCUCUUAUUUCAUCACGGGGAUUCCUAUAGGUAGGAGGUGUGACAAUUAUCAAAACAUAGAAAAAUUUACAGAGUACAUCGAUCAUCAGAGUUUAAGGAUGAAGACGAAUGGUUCAGCUUUGAUAAUUACACACCCUCUGUAUGUUUCCCUUGCUGGCCUUUUCUUGUUUGGGAAUCUUGUUUCUUAGAAAAUAGCUUCUCUCUCUGUCACCACCUGAUCGGAAUUUUCAACAAGAAACAUACUUUGCGCAAGUAUGAUAUAUAUACAUAUACAAUAUAAACUACCUACUUUGCUGGUGA